UCCUACUUAGUUCCUGCCUUCCUGAAGCCUCCAUCCUUUUGUAGGUCUCCGUGGGUCCGUCGGUGGGUCAGUGUGGAAGACUCAUCCCUUGCUGGUGACAGAACCGGGCACCGAGGAAGAACGGGACGCCUAGGAAGCCAAGGCAGCGAGGGAAGGAGGACCCCGGCAGGCGACAACAUGAAAUUCAGCCCAGCGCACUACUUGCUGCCUCUCCUGCCCGCGCUUGUCCUCAGCACCAGACAGGACUAUGAAGAACUUGAAAAGCAGCUAAAAGAAGUCUUUAAGGAGAGAAGCUCUAUUCUGCGUCAGCUAACAAAAACAUCAAGGGAACUUGAUGGAAUUAAAGUGAACCUUCAGUCUUUAAAAAACGAUGAACAGUCUGCUAAAACUGAUGUUCAGAAGCUUCUGGAAUUAGGCCAGAAACAAAGAGAAGAAAUGAAAUCCCUCCAGGAGGCACUGCAAAGUCAACUUAAAGAAACAUUGGAAAAAGCUGAGAAACACCAGGCUACUAUUAAUUUCUUAAAAACUGAAGUGGAGAGGAAGAGCAAAAUGAUCCGAGACCUCCAGAAUGAGAAUAAAAGCUUGAAAAACAAACUCUUGUCUGGGAGUAAGCUAUGUGGAAUUCAUGCAGAAGAGUCAAAAAAAAUCCAAGCUCAGCUGAAGGAACUUCGAUAUGGGAAGAAGGAUCUGUUAUUUAAGGCCCAACAACUGACUGACCUGGAACAAAAGUUAGCUGUGGCUAAAAAUGAAUUGGAGAAAGCAGCCCUCGACAGGGAGUCACAGAUGAAAGCAAUGAAGGAGACUGUACAACUCUGUCUGUCAUCUGUCUUCCGUGAUCAACCACCCCCUUUAAGUCUAAUCACAUCAAAUCCUUCUCAGAUGUUACUUCCACCCAGGAAAAUUGCUGCUAAGAUUCCAGAUGCCAGGGUAAAAAGCAAGCCUCAACCAAGUAUUCCUGGAAACAAUGACACCUCUACAGUUGAGUCAACAAAGGAAGAAACUCAGAAUACUACUGUCUGUGAUUCUCAACAUGAGGGCAAGUCCUGUCCAAUGAAGCACAAAGAGAGCCCACCCCAAACCAUGGCAGAGUCAGAGUCUGUGCCACAGAAAUUGCAAGUGCCUCCUUGUUCUGAAUGCGAGGUGAAAAAAUCCCCAGAAAAACAAUUAACUAACUUUGAAAGGAAUCCAGCUAGAGAAGAAAAAAUACUGUAAAUUCUAAGAAGUUGUAACUAAAACAUUCAUUUGCUACUGUCUUCAUACCUUUUUAGACUGUAGGCUGGAUGGAGAUACUGUUUCUAAGCAUGCAAUUUUUUCCACAACUUUAUGUAACUUUAUAUUCCACACAAUGUCCCCAAAAUUCCAGACCAAUUAUGAUCCAUAAGCAAUAAUCUAUUUGAAAUUAAGUCUUAUUCUCUUAAGUAUUCCACUGAUAUCAGUAAAUUACUCAAUGUAAAUUGGUCUGGUUUGAUCUGAAAUGCCAGAUAACAUUUCUUGUUCAUUUGGAUAUCUAAGUAUUUCUAGGGUCUAUACUAGCCAAUUGGUGUCAAUUUUCCUCAAGCUUUAUCUUUGAAGACCUGAAU
This is a messenger RNA of Perognathus longimembris pacificus (Pacific pocket mouse), 1580 nucleotides long. RefSeq names its product leucine zipper protein 2 (gene Luzp2). The coding region runs from base 178 to 1212 and encodes 344 amino acids. The transcript is spliced from 12 exons. Lineage: Eukaryota; Metazoa; Chordata; Mammalia; Rodentia; Heteromyidae. The record is from RefSeq and is a predicted model, not a curated record.